AUGCCCUUCAGCGUCUGCCUGCGCGCCUGCGAAGGGGCGGGGCGCUGGGGCAUGGUGCUGUCCGGUCUGCUCGACAUGUGGGACCGAGGUUUUCACGUCGACUCCCUGGCCUACAACGUCGGUCUGAAAGCCGUCCUCGCUGUCGACGACUGGGCGCGCGUGCUCACCACCUUUGACGACAUGGUCUGUCGAGGGGCGGCCCCGGUGGCCAUGGACUCGAGCUGUAGCACAGCCCUGGUGGCAGCUCAAGCGGGGCCAGGAGUCGCCUGGCAGUUGGUCGUCAACUUCCUCGCGGGGAUGCGAAGGGGUGAAGUCGAUCCUGGCACGGCGGGGUACAACACUGCUCUUGCGGCUUGCAUUCGUGCUGGCGAGUGGGAGAGGGCGAUCGGCCUCUUCUGUGACAUGGAGAGGUGGCGAGUGGCGCCUGACGUGUUUACCUUCAGCAGCCUGAUCUCCGGUGUCAAGGCGGGGGCCUGGCCCGAGAAGGCCUUGGACCUCUUUGGCGACCUCCGAGGCAGGCGGCUUGCGGCCGACAGCGUGCUGGUGAAUGCGGCCAUCUCUGCAGCCUCCACCGGGGAGGCGGGCCUCAUCCUGCUGCAUGACAUGCUGGAGGAGGAGCUGCGACCCGAUCUCUUCACCUACAGCAGUGUGCUCGACACUCUGGCGGCCGACGCGAGGUGGUCUGAUGCUGUGGACUUGGUGGAGGACCUUCGCUUCCGCGGACUGUAUCCAAGCAACGCAGUGGCCAGCACAUUGCUUCCAAAGGCCCCAUGGGCUGCGGCGCUGCAGCUCUGGGCGGAGGCAAAGCGCGGUUUGGAGCCGGACCAGGUGCUUUGCGGGGCCCACCUUGCAUCCUGGGAGGAGGGCUAUCACUGGCAGCAGGCUCUUGGCUCGAUGCGGUGGAUGCAGACGGGGCAUCUGGACCUCACCGACGUGGCCUUCUCCUCUGGAAUCCUGGUCUGUGCCAAUGCCCGACGUUGGCCAGAGGCCGCCAUUCUCCUUGAGCACAUGGAGAACUCGUCGAUGAAGCCGGCAGCGUCCAAUUACGAGUCUGCAAAUCGUCGAAUCAUCGUCUACAACCAAGGCCUCUCUGCCACUGCUGCGCAGUCGCUCAGCGAGCCAAAAACCGCUUCUGCGGCCGCCCGCAUGACGUCCAUCGCCGACUCCGUGGAGCUGCGCCGCAGCGACCGGCAGCUCCUCUUGGCCGAAGAUGGGCAGCCGUAG
This is a messenger RNA of Symbiodinium natans, 1224 nucleotides long. The record is from the annotation of a GenBank genome assembly. Lineage: Eukaryota; Dinophyceae; Suessiales; Symbiodiniaceae.